AUGACAGAGACGACACAAUUGACAUCACCUGAAGCUGGUCCUUCCACUUCUUCACCCUCAGAAGGGUCCAAAAAACAACCUGUAGUCAUCAUCUGUAUAGGUAUGGCAGGAUCCGGUAAAACGACAUUUAUGCAAAGAUUAAAUUCGCAUUUACAUUCACGUAAAACUCCACCUUAUAUACUAAAUCUAGAUCCUGCUGUAUCGCAUAUGCCUUAUUCAGCAAAUAUAGAUAUAAGAGAUACGGUAGAUUACAAAGAGGUCAUGAAGCAAUACAACUUAGGUCCAAAUGGUGGUAUCCUCACUGCGCUGAACCUGUUCACAACUAAAUUUGAUCAAGUGUUGGGAUAUGUUGAGAAACGAGCGGAAGAUGUUGACUACAUCUUAGUGGAUACGCCGGGUCAAAUAGAAAUCUUCACUUGGUCGGCUUCAGGAGCUAUUAUAACGGAUGCUAUAGCAUCAUCAUUACCUACAGUAGUAGCGUAUAUCGUCGAUACUCCAAGAACGACUGCUCCUGCUACUUUCAUGAGUAACAUGUUAUAUGCUUGUUCGAUAUUAUACAAAACACGAUUACCAUUUAUAAUAGUGUUCAACAAAACAGAUAUUCAACCUCAUGAUUUCGCUAUUGACUGGAUGAAAGACUUUGAAGCUUAUCAAGCCGCCUUGAAUGACAGUUCAAGGAAUGAACAUGGUGAAAGUAGUUAUAUGAACAGCUUGAUGAGCAGUAUGUGUUUAGUCUUGGAAGAGUUUUAUAACAAUUUGAGGGCUGUAGGAGUUAGUGCAAUGACGGGAGAAGGGAUGAGAUCGUUUUUCGAUGCUGUCGAGGAGGCAAGGAAGGAGUACGAGACCGACUACAAACCUGAACUUGACCGUUUAGCAGCUGAACGAGCUGCCAAAUCAGACGCAGAUAAGAAAGCUCAAUUGGAGAGGUUGAUGAAAGAUAUGAACGUGUCCGAUUCUGGACCUUCACGUAGGAGAGCCGGUGGUGACAAUCCUUUUGGACCUCAUCCAGUGAACGAGAGAGAGGAUAGAUAUUAUGAUGAAGAGGGCGAGGAGGAAGUUGACGAGGAAGAGCAGGAUGCUAUCAGAAGGCAAGAGGAAGAAGAGGAAGAAGCUGCCGAUGCUCAAGAACUGGGUAGACUUGAUGUUGACGAGCCUGAGAUUGGAGGGAUGCCUCGCAGUGGACCUAAUGGAGGAAGAGGAGAGGCUUAG
Kwoniella shivajii is the source of this 1209-nucleotide messenger RNA. RefSeq lists its product as uncharacterized. The transcript is spliced from 9 exons. The record is from RefSeq and is a predicted model, not a curated record. Lineage: Eukaryota; Fungi; Basidiomycota; Tremellomycetes; Tremellales; Cryptococcaceae. The coding region runs from base 1 to 1209 and encodes 402 amino acids. Gene Ontology annotation, molecular function: GTPase activity.